UCUUUGGAGCACUGAACAUGAGGCAGAUGUUACUUUGCUAGAUCUAAAAUUUGUCAAAAGGCACAUUGUCAACUUACAAAAUCGCACAUGUACUUGUAGAGUUUGGCAAGUUUCUGAAAAGUCGUGCAUGCAUGUACUUUCUUUCAUUUGUAGCAUCAAUGGUGCUGAGAUUCAGAAAUAUGUAGAUGAUUACUAUUCCGUGGAGAAGUUCAAGGCAACAUAUGUUGGGAGAAUUCCAUCCAUGACCGACAAGUGACAAUGGAUAACUGUGGAUUUGGGAUUCAAGGUGCACCCUCCUUUGCAGAAGGCAGUGGCUGGUAGACCAAGAGUUCAAAUAAUUAGAGGGUGGCUAGAACCUGGUAGGAAAAUAGUCAAGUGUAAGAGAUGCAAGGAGCCUGGCCACAUGAAAAAGACAUGCAAAGUUCCUGAUCCUAAGUAUGUGGCUGUAGAUGAUGAUAUACAUGAAGGUGUACCAGAUCCAUCUACACCGACAACAAAAAGGAAGAAAGAUGAUGAAACAGCUGCUACCAUGGAUGGUCAUGUAUCAGAUGAUGAAAUUCUUAUCAACCUCAUAAGGAAAAAGGCUAGAACAACUCCGCAAAAGCCCAACACACCAGCCAAGAAGAAGACACCUAUCAAGAGAGCUACAACACAAGAGAAGGCCAAGAAUAAAACUCAUGUGAAGAAAGGUUCAUCACAAGAAAAGGUCAAGAAGAAGACACCUGUAAGGAAACCUACCACGCAAGAGAAGGCGAAGAAAAAGACACCGGUGAAGAAUAGCAAGAAGAAUGUUCCAUUUGCGCCUAUUUUACCUCCACCUCCACCUUCAACAGUGCAGCCUACGUUUGGUGCAAAAAUUAGCCUUCUUUACUGGCUUGGUGGCUAAUGGUUGUUCAUUCAAUUGUUCCGCUUGAAAUUGCUUUUGAUACUAGAUAUGUUAACUAUUUGCUAUGGAUCAGUAUUGAAUCGUGCUUGUGAACCUGUCUGUUAAAUCAUUCUUGUGAACCUAUUAUGUAAACUACUAUGACUGUUAAUCUAUGAAAACUUGUGCUGAA
Molecule: messenger RNA, 1055 nt
Organism: Lolium perenne
Lineage: Eukaryota; Viridiplantae; Streptophyta; Magnoliopsida; Poales; Poaceae
Source: RefSeq, a predicted model, not a curated record